Molecule: messenger RNA, 6755 nt
Organism: Morone saxatilis (striped sea-bass)
Lineage: Eukaryota; Metazoa; Chordata; Actinopteri; Moronidae
Product: pyruvate carboxylase, mitochondrial-like
Exons: 27
Coding region: 543-4085 (1180 amino acids)
Biological process (GO): pyruvate metabolic process; gluconeogenesis
Cellular component (GO): cytoplasm
Molecular function (GO): ATP binding; pyruvate carboxylase activity; metal ion binding
Source: RefSeq, a predicted model, not a curated record
AGAGAGAGAAAGAGAGAGAGAGAAAGAGAGAGAGAUUAACAGGGAGUAGGAGGCAGGCGCAGUAGCAGACUCCUAUAUCCGCCAGACGGGGACGGACGCUGCCAGCUGCUAGCUAAGUUAGCUAUAGUAGACAGUUAGCGACUAGCUUCAGAGUCCUAGCGCCUUUACUACAUAAGAGGGACUGAGCAAGAGUGUGUGUGUGUGUGACUGUGUGUGUGUGUGUGUGUGUGAGACAGCGUGUGUAUCGACGCUUUGAGCGCCCGCUCGGCCGUCCCGAAGUCACUCCGUGUGUACCUGUGUGUGUGUGGGUGUGUGGGUGGGUGUGUGUGUGUGUAUAUAAACCCCUCAUAUCUCCUUCCUCUUCCGAGCAGCAGCGGUGUGUCUGUGAUUGUGUGUGUGUGUGUGUGUGUGAGUGAGAGGUUAGCAAGCAGAGAAGUUAACGCACACAUAUAAACACACUCUGAUAGUCGGCUGUUUACACUCGGUGUCCGGUUACUUGACAGCGGAUUCACAUCCUUUACUGACACCGACAGAGCACCAGCAUGAUGUUGAGGUACGCUGUAGUCCGAGGUGGCCUCGGCCUCUUGGCCGUGAGGAGGACAUAUCUUAUCUCUCGCUUCGCCCACUCUGCCCCGCAGAGCGAGUAUCGACCAAUCAAGAAAGUCAUGGUGGCCAAUAGAGGUGAGAUUGCUAUCCGUGUGUUCAGAGCCUGUACUGAACUGGGGAUUCGAACCGUGGCCGUCUACUCUGAGCAAGACACUGGACAAAUGCACAGGCAGAAGGCAGACGAGGCUUACCUAAUUGGAAAAGGCCUGCCACCUGUUGCAGCAUACCUGCACAUACCUGACAUCAUCAAAGUGGCCAAGGAGAACAAUGUGGAUGCUAUCCACCCAGGCUACGGUUUCCUCUCUGAGCGGUCAGACUUUGCCCAGGCCUGUGCAGACGCAGGGGUGAUGUUUAUUGGACCAUCACCUGAAACAGUCCGCAAGAUGGGAGACAAGGUGGAGGCUCGUUCCCUGGCCACGUCUGCAGGUGUACCUGUGGUCCCAGGAACAGACACCCCAAUCUCCUGCCUGCAAGAGGCGCAGGUGUUUUCCCAAACAUAUGGCUUCCCAAUCAUCUUCAAAGCAGCCUUCGGAGGAGGUGGUCGUGGCAUGAGGGUGGUCAGAGAGUACGAGGAACUUGAGGAGAAUUACCAGCGGGCCUACUCUGAGGCCCUGACGGCUUUUGGGAACGGAGCCCUGUUUGUUGAGAAGUUUAUUGAAAAGCCAAGACACAUUGAGGUGCAGAUCCUUGGCGAUAAAUAUGGUAAUGUCAUCCACCUCUACGAGAGAGACUGCUCCAUUCAGCGGAGACACCAAAAGGUUGUGGAGAUUGCACCGGCUUUCCAACUGGACCCUCACCUGAGAAACCGACUUCACGCUGAUGCUGUCAACCUCGCCAAACAGGUGGGCUACGAGAACGCUGGUACUGUGGAGUUCCUGGUGGACAAACACGGCAAACACUACUUCAUUGAAGUCAACUCUCGACUCCAGGUUGAGCACACGGUCACCGAAGAAAUAACUGAUGUGGACUUGGUGCAUGCCCAGCUGCAUGUGUGUGAGGGCCGCAGCCUGCCAGAACUGAAUCUCAAACAAGACAAGAUCAGGGUAAACGGCUGCGCGAUCCAGUGCAGAGUGACGACCGAAGACCCAGCCAGAGGCUUUCAACCAGACACUGGAAGGAUUGAGGUCUUCCGAAGCGGCGAAGGCAUGGGCAUCCGUCUGGACAGUGCUUCUGCCUUCCAGGGUGCUAUCAUUUCCCCCCACUAUGACUCCCUGCUGGUAAAAGUCAUAGCCAGUGGGAAAGACUUGCAGACAGCAUCUUCCAAGAUGAGCCGAGCCCUGGCCGAGUUCAGAGUGCGAGGAGUCAAGACCAACAUCCCGUUCCUCCAGAAUGUUCUGUCCAACCACCAGUUCCUCCACUCCACCGUGGACACCCAGUUCAUCGAUGAGAACCAGGAGCUCUUCAACCUCAAACCUACUCAGAACCGAGCCCAGAAACUACUGCACUACCUGGGUCAUGUGAUGGUAAAUGGACCAACCACGCCCAUUCCAGUCAAAGCUAAGCCUUCGUCCACAGAUCCUGUCAUCCCUCCUGUCACCAUGGGCGACCCUCCCGUAGGUUUCCGUGACAUACUGCUGCGUGACGGUCCUGAGGGAUUUGCUAAAGCUGUGCGUGCCCACCAAGGUCUGUUGCUAAUGGAUACCACCUUCAGGGAUGCCCACCAGUCACUUCUGGCGACCAGGGUUCGGACCCACGACUUGAAGAAGAUCUCGCCAUUCGUCAGCCACAACUUCAGCAACCUUUUCAGCCUGGAGAACUGGGGAGGUGCUACCUUUGAUGUGGCCAUGCGCUUCCUGUCAGAAUGUCCAUGGAAGAGGCUCCAGGAACUGAGAGCUUUGAUCCCAAACGUCCCUUUCCAGAUGCUGCUGAGAGGGGCCAACGCCGUGGGCUACACCAACUACCCUGACAAUGCUGUCUUUAAGUUCUGCGAGGUGGCCAAGGAGAAUGGCAUGGAUAUCUUCCGUGUUUUCGAUUCCCUGAACUACGUGCCAAACAUGCUGCUGGGCAUGGAGGCUGCUGGAGCAGCAGGUGGCGUGGUGGAGGCUGCCAUCUCGUACACAGGCGACGUCUCUGACCCAAUGAGGCAGAAGUACUCCCUGGACUACUAUCUGAAACUAGCAGACGAGCUUGUCAAAGCCGGGACCCACAUCCUAUGCAUCAAGGAUAUGGCUGGUCUGCUAAAGCCGGAGGCCAGCAAGCUUCUGGUGGGCGCUCUGAGAGACCGUUUCCCGAAUGUACCGAUCCAUGUGCACACACACGACACGGCUGGAGCUGGUGUAGCCGCCAUGCUUGCCUGUGCUGAGGCUGGAGCAGACGUGGUGGACGUGGCUGUUGACUCUAUGGCCGGGAUGACCUCUCAGCCAAGCAUGGGAGCCAUCGUGGCCUGCGCCAAGGGGACCAAGCUUGACACCGGCAUUGCUCUGGAGAAGGUGUUUGACUACAGUGAAUAUUGGGAAGUAGCCAGAGGCCUGUACGCUCCGUUCGACUGCACCGCCACCAUGAAAUCUGGCAACGCUGAUGUCUAUGAGAACGAGAUUCCUGGAGGACAGUACACCAACCUUCACUUCCAGGCUCACAGUAUGGGACUGGGAAAUAAGUUCAAGGAGGUGAAGAAGGCCUAUGCUGAAGCCAACAAACUACUAGGAGACCUCAUUAAGGUGACUCCAUCCUCGAAGAUCGUGGGUGACCUGGCGCAGUUCAUGGUGCAGAACAACCUGACCAGGGCAGAAGUGGAGGAGAGGGCAGACGAGUUGUCCUUCCCCCUGUCUGUGGUCGAGUUCCUGCAGGGAUACAUCGGGAUACCACAUGGAGGAUUCCCCGAGCCCUUCAGGUCUAAGGUGCUGAAGUCCCUUAACCGUAUCGAGGGCCGCCCUGGUGCCUCUCUGCCACCCAUGGACUUCAAGGCCCUGGAGGAGGGGAUUCGAGCUGCCCAUGGUGAAGAAAUUACCCCAGAGGAUGUGAUGUCAGCAGCCAUGUACCCCAAGGUGUUCCAGGAGUUCAAGGAAUUUACUGCUAACUUUGGUCCAGUGGACUGUCUCAGCACCAGGCUGUUCCUGGAUGGACCCAAGAUCGCAGAGGAGUUUGAGGUGGAGCUGGAGAGAGGGAAGACUCUCCACAUCAAGGCGCUGGCACUGGGUGACCUGAACAAGGCCGGCCAGAGAGAGGUCUUCUUUGAGCUCAACGGACAGCUGAGAUCCGUGCUGGUUAAAGACACCGUCGCCAUGAAGGAAAUGAAGUUCCAUCCUAAGGCUCAGAAAUCCAUCAAGGGUCAGGUUGGAGCACCCAUGCCUGGAAAGGUGCUGGAGGUCAAGGUGGAAGUUGGAUCGAAGGUGGAGAAGGGUCAGCCGCUGUGUGUCCUCUCGGCCAUGAAGAUGGAGACCGUGGUCAACUCCCCGGUGGCAGGGACGGUGAAGGUGGUCCAUGUCAUGACCGAUUCCUCCCUGGAGGGAGAUGACCUGAUACUAGAAAUCGAGGAGUAGAGUUAGAGGGAGGCAGGGGGAGUAUUAGUGGUAGGAGGCGGGAGUUAGACAAUCUGAUUCUGGAAAUGGUGAGGUGGAGGAACAGAGGGGAUUAGGAGGAAAAACAGGAAUCCUUUUCGUCAAAGGCAAGUCUCAUCUGUGGCAGUACUGCAGAACAUUUUGGCCCGCAAUUUGUACAUUUUCUGUUUGCUUAUGCAUAUCCAGACACCUGAUUGGUGUUAAGAGUAGAUAAUAUGGCAAUCCUAAAUAAUACAUUAAUUUGAUAGGAACUCCUUAUUGAAUUGUACAACUAAUCAAACUCUGCUUAAUUCUCCCUAGUACUCCCUACAUGUGGUGAUUAGGUCAUAGCAGUUCCUCAGUACAAUUAUUAAUGUCUUAAUUUGUGGAAAAUGAUAUAUUUUAGAAAGAUAUAUUCAAAUUGUGAUACAUUCCAUUACUUAAAUAAUAGUCUUAUUGUGUGUAACACUAACAGGGUUGUAACAUCCACUUGCAAUUAAAUGCCACAGUUUCCAUUUCAGUGCUGUUGAUGUUGCCUAAUAUAUUCAAAGUGAGUAGGUGAAACUUUAUAUUGAUGACUACUAAAUGUUUUUCUUUGUAAUCAGCACAGUUCAGACAAAGAAAGAUAGACUUAAAGAUGUAUUACCAGAUAUUUUUUUCAUAUGGAAACAAUAUUUUCAUCUUUGGGCAUUCUCGCCUUUUCAACACAUUUUUGUCAUUAGUCGCACUGCAUCCUCAGACUGUGUAAUCACUGAUUUAGACUCACUUUUUUUGCAUGUAAAAGAAAUUCAAAUUGUUCUUUGGAAAACACGAAGUCCAGAGUGGCUGAAGGAAAGAAAUCACAAUGACCAACCUGUUUUUGAUAUAUAUGAUACAAAUAUUUUCACAAUUAGAGAAGCACAACACACAAGUGGCACCAUGUUAUGUUUUUGGGACACAAAUGUACAUGCCAGAAACGUCCAAUAUUACAAUAAAGUGAAAAUGUAUUCUGUUACUGUAUCAGUAAUAGUAGAUGGUUUAUUUCUUGAUAGAUCUGUACUGGUGUUGAGAAUGUUUCCCUAUUCACAGCUGUCUUUAAAAUCCCAGAGCAGAAGCAUGCUGUGGCAACAUUGUUGAAAUGAAGCUGUAGGCCAUGUUGGAAACACCCAAACAGGAUUAGGUGUGAUUUUUAUAAAGUACCUCUGUUAUAAUCUAAAAAAAUGGCCUUCUUAAUCCAAAGCCGGCUGUAGGGUGGCCCACUAAAACCAAUUAAUCAUUUAAAAAGGUGUAAAGUCAGAGUUUGUAUGGUGGCUUUUGGGCCUUUUUAGUUCAAUGUUGGAAAGGAGGAGUGGUUCCACCCUGUCUUUUCAGAACCAGGCAGAGAUUAUGGUGAAUGGCCUUCUGUCUGGAUGGGGAUUUUAAUGCUAGGUGUAAAUGGGAUUACAUGGUGGUGUAAUGGAGGCAUGUGAUAUUUUCUGAGGCUCUGCUGAUUAAUUUAUGAAUUAAUUCUCUGUCAAAUGAUGUGAAAUUAGCCGGACUAAUAAGAGACUCUGGAGACUCCCAGUAGCAGCACUCAGCUUUAUAUUUCUAAUGCGUGUGUGUGUGUUUGCAUAAAUGAGUCUAAAUGGCUGUGUGUAUGUGUGUGCAAGCAAGCAAAUUUUAAGACAGUCUCCAUAAUGUUGCACCUCCAGAGCUGAAAACACAUUGUAAAAGAAAUGAAAUAUUCAUACACAUGCACCAAUGCAAAAUACUCACGCUAACACUCCCAGUCCUUGAGUGCUGCCUGGAUCAAAAGGAAACAAAACCAAAUACACUGCACAGUGGUGUGGCUGCAUCUCCAUAGUAACGCUGUAUCCGAAACAUUUAACGGCAAUGCAGCAAUGACCCCACUCAGUUUUUUGAUGUAGUUAAAUACUGAAUUAAACCCACAAGAUUCAACUUGUCAACUGUCAGCUGCAGGCCUUUUAACUAUUUCAAGGAAACCGAGGCCAAAUUGAAUGUUUAACUACCAUGACCAGUAAAAGUAGACCGUGGACAAGCAGGAAAAAAUUGAUCACAUCAGUUAUAGCCGGAACAGAAGUGUCACAAUCUGCUUGUAAUACAAUGAAGCGUGCAGUGUUUGGCGAACCAGAAAAGAGACUACAAAGGUCUGUGCACGUUCAACAGAAUACAUCGACCCAAACACAAAAUUAAAGUAUCAGUUUGUACUUGACUGGAUUGUUUCCAGCAUUUUUGCUCCAUUACCUCUGAGAAUGAGUCCCCUUUUGAACCAUGCAUCAAUACUGAGCAGCCAUGCUGUGGUUAAUUAGAACACUGAUACGCCCACUGCCAUGCCUCGCUGUACCCCCGACUUUAUCAAUCUGUUGAAUGGGAUGGAGAUGCUGAAGUGUUUUUGACAAGCUGUUGCACAAUAAAUGUAAAGUUCCCUCCUCCUCUCCUUAUUAGCUCUCCUUGUUAAUCUGCUUUCCCUGCCUCAUCUAUUGAUCCAACCAACCACCUUUUCUUCAUGUUUUCUUCUCCAUACCCCUCUACAGUGUAAAUUUGCACAUGUAAGAUGAUGACAUUGACUCAUGCAAUAAUGUAAACUGUAUCGCUGUGUUUCUCUAUGUCUUAGCCAGCAGUGAUUGUAAAAACUGUGCUUAUGACAAUGUUCAGUGUCUGCGAAAAAAAAGAAUAAAUCAGAUAUAAAGUACA